CGCGGGUUUUGUUUAUGUUUUGGCUGUUGCGGUCUUGAGAAGCUCCUGGUAUUCGAUAUUAGCUGAUAAUGGUCUGUUGUUUUGAGUAAACUACUGCCAGUUGUUGAUAUUCUCCUCAGUGUAAUCCCUCAGCCAGCUCGACACCUCUGCAAUUCGUUAUCUGCCGCCAUGAACCGGCUAGGAAAAGGCUCGGUCCUGUUCAUCGGCAUCCUCUUCCAUCUCAUUUAUCUAUGGUCAAUCUUCGACAUCUACUUCAUCACCCCGCUGGUGCAUGGCAUGCGCCACUUUGUCUCCACCGAGGAGGCUCCCGCUAAGCGUCUCUUCCUCAUAGUCGGUGACGGACUGCGAGCUGACAAGUGCCUCGGCACACGAUAUAACGCGACCACGGAUGCAUACGAGUAUGCUGCGCCGUAUUUGCGGUCAAAGAUCCUGGACGAAGGAACUUUUGGUGUGUCGCAUACUCGGAUGCCUACAGAGUCCCGUCCCGGACAUGUCGCCAUAAUUGCUGGCUUUUAUGAGGACGUCAGCGCGGUAACCAAAGGCUGGAAGGAGAACCCGGUGAACUUCGACUCGGUCUUCAAUCAAUCGCGCCAUACGUGGUCCUUCGGCUCGCCUGAUAUAUUACCAAUGUUUGCGCUUGGCGCUUCCGAUCCAGAGAGGGUUGAGACGUUCAUGUACGGGCAUGAAUUUGAGGAUUUCACAAAAGAUACGCGCGACCUAGAUACGUUUGUGUUUGACCAUCUCGAGAGACUGUUUGCGAGCGCAAAGACAGAUCCAAAAAUAGACGCAGCACUUCGACAAGACAAAAUCGUGUUUUUCCUCCACUUGCUCGGUAUCGACACCGCGGGCCAUGCAAGCCGACCAUACUCGCUGCAGUACUUUCAAAACAUCCAGCACGUCGACCAAGGCGUACAGAAGCUAGAGAAGCUUGUCAAUGAGUUUUAUAAUGACGAUAAGACCGCUUGGGUGUUUACUGCCGAUCACGGAAUGAGUGAUUGGGGCAGUCACGGCGACGGACAUCCUGAUAACACGCGUACGCCGUUGAUUGCCUGGGGUGCGGGUAUUUCGAAACCGGAUAAGGAGAAUCCUGUCGGUCAUGACGAGUUUUCGGAGCCGUGGGAGCUUAAUUCCGUCAAGCGCGUGGAUGUCGAACAGGCAGAUAUCGCGUCUCUUAUGACGUUUUUGGUCGGAUUACAAUAUCCUGCCAACUCGGUUGGCCGGCUACCAUUGGAGUUUUUGGACGCGUCCGUGUCAGUGAAGAGUAAAGCAAUUGUGGCUAAUGCAAAAGCCAUAUUGGAGCAAUACCGCAUUAAGGAGGCCCAGGUUGAAUCGUCAGAGCUCAAUUUCAAGCCAUACCCAUUGAUUGAGAAUAGCACCAGUAGUUUAGACAAAUUGGUUGAUGCAGCGACUUCAGCAGACAAGACUGGAGAUUAUGAUACUGCGAUUGGUCUCUCGUAUGAGCUAAUGCAGCUUGGCUUGCAGGGUCUUCGGUACCUGCAAACUUAUAACUGGCUGUUUUUACGAACGUUGGUUACGCUGGGUUUCGUGGGCUGGAUUUUCUACGCUCUCACCUCCUUUUUGGAUUUUUAUAUUUUGCCCACGAAGAUCGAGCCCUCUUCUGGAUUAUUUUUCUCGUCUCUUGCUGCUAUUGUCUUUUCGAUCGUGUCUGGAGCACUGUACUUGCAGCAUGCGCCAUUCAUGCAUUACCUGUAUGCCAUAUUCCCGGUCAUAUUUUGGGAAACGGUGCUAGAGUACCGCACUUCGCUGCUAGAAGGCCUGAAGAUCCUGGUCUGGAAGUCUGGCAGCAAAGAGCCAAACACGGUAGGAAAGCUUUUGGUUGAGAUUAUUGCGUUCUUUGCACUUAUGGAGGCCAUCGUCGUGGGAUAUUUCCACCGAGAAGUGUUUUCGGUCAUUUACAUGAUGCUGUCUGUGUGGCCGUUGAUUCAGAACUAUGAGUUGAGCAAGAAAAAUAAAGCGCUGGUGCUUACGUGGAUCGUUACGUGCUUUGCGAUGAGCUCGUUUACGCUGCUGCCGGUCAUCAAAGUCGAGAGCAUCACGCAGAUCUUGAUCGCUGGAGUUUUGAUGACAGUCUUAGGAGCCGCUGGUACGAUUUAUCUCUCGGUGAGGCCGAAGAAGGACGGACAGAAGCUGAAUAAUGUUACAAUGGUCAUCUUUGGAAUCCAGCUUGGCUUGAUUGUGCUGUCGAUGUUUGUGACGUACUCUACGGUGGAUUCGCUGCAGGAAGGCAAAGGUCUUCCGUUUGGCAAUCAGAUUGUUGGGUGGACAGUCUUGAUGGGAUCGAUUGUGGUUCCGUUUAUGCACAUGAAGUAUCGCUAUCAUGACUACAAGACCCGGCUGCUGAUUCUUUUCCUCGCGUUUGCGCCUACUUUCAUCUUGCUUACGAUCUCAUACGAAGGUCUGUUUUAUGUAACCUUCUUUGUCAAUCUUGUGUGCUGGGUUGAUUUAGAGCUCAAGGUCUACGAGGACCGCCGCACGAUCGCGGCUGCCGCGGCAGGAAAGAAUGGUACAGAGAAGAAAGGCGGAGCAGCUGCUGAGCGCAGACUGGAGCUGGCCGACGUGCGCAUCGCGCUGUUUUUCUUCUUCUUGACGCAGAUUGCGUUUUUCGGAACAGGAAACGUCGCUAGUAUUUCCUCAUUCUCACUCGAUUCUGUCUACAGACUGCUGCCGGUCUUUGACCCGUUUUCCAUGGGGGCUCUGCUGAUAUUCAAGAUCCUCGUGCCGUUCGCCGUGAUCUCUGCCGACCUGGGUCUGCUGACGCAGCGGCUCGGCGUGAAGCCGUCGUCGCUGUUCACGAUGGUGCUCUCAAUUUCCGACAUCCUCACGCUUAAUUUCUUUUACCUGGUGCGCGACGAGGGCAGCUGGCUUGAUAUCGGAAUGAGCAUCAGCCAUUUCUGCAUUGCCAGCUUGCUGUGUGUGUUUGUGAUUGCGCUUGAGUACUUUUCGGAGACGCUGGUCAGCGGGGUGACUGUAUAGAGAACCGCCGAAGCAAUGUAAUAUAUACCAUAAUUUUAUAAAAUAGUCAUAAUCAUGUUUAAUACAACAUCCUUCUUUGUUCAAGAUCCAGCA
Messenger RNA from Myxozyma melibiosi, 3087 nucleotides. Its product is annotated as GPI ethanolamine phosphate transferase 1. NCBI's taxonomy places the organism in Eukaryota, Fungi, Ascomycota, Lipomycetes, Lipomycetales, Lipomycetaceae. Gene Ontology annotation, cellular component: endoplasmic reticulum membrane. The transcript has 7 exons. The record is from RefSeq and is a predicted model, not a curated record. Bases 169 to 2994 code for a protein of 941 amino acids. Gene Ontology annotation, molecular function: mannose-ethanolamine phosphotransferase activity. Gene Ontology annotation, biological process: GPI anchor biosynthetic process.